Molecule: messenger RNA, 2076 nt
Organism: Penicillium nucicola
Lineage: Eukaryota; Fungi; Ascomycota; Eurotiomycetes; Eurotiales; Aspergillaceae
Product: Mn(2+) transporter ATX2
Exons: 6
Coding region: 1-2076 (691 amino acids)
Biological process (GO): zinc ion transport; transmembrane transport
Cellular component (GO): membrane
Molecular function (GO): metal ion transmembrane transporter activity
Source: RefSeq, a predicted model, not a curated record
AUGUCGUUGGUCAGUAGGGCUAGGGAGAAUCUCUCCUAUUAUCAUUAUAAUCCUUCUUUGGCGGUAUCGAUCGUGGCAGCUGUUCUCUAUUCUAUUGCCUUUAUCUUGACAUUGGUGCAAUGGAUUCGAUACAAAGCCUGGGUUUGGAGUGUAAUGGUGGUCGCCGCGGCCAUGGAAGCUGUUGGGUACAUUGCCCGCUGUGUUUCCGUACAGCAUGUGACGGAUAGAUCGAUUUACGCCCUUCAACUCUGUCUCGUCAUCCUCGCCCCCGUUCUCAUGGCCGCGUGCUGCUACAUCCUAUUCAGUCGCAUUUUGAUCCUCAUAGUCCCUCCAGCGGCGCGCACUUUGAAAUUGUGCUGGGUGCCUCCCCGGUGGAUUACCCCGAUUUUUGUCGGAUUUGAUAUCAUCGCUCUCUUCCUCCAGCUUAUAGGCGCGGUGAUGAUUUCUUCGGUUGAUUCCACCGAUAUCAAUGCUCAAGACAAACUGGACCGGGGAAAACACAUUGCCCAAGCGGGCGUCAUUAUCCAGCUGGCCGCCUUUGGUCUGUUUGCGGUGGCUGCUGUUCGCUUCAACUUUACCUCGAAACGAUUUGCAAAGUCUCUCAGUGAUCGAUAUGAGGACUUUGGGGAUAAGGAGUAUCUCAUUGACGGCAUUGCGAAGAAUAAGCACUGGCCUGCUUUAUUGCGAGUGGUGAACUUGACUACAAUUUUGAUUCUCGUUCGGUCUGUUUAUCGACUGGUGGAAUUUACCGAAGGCAAUACAGGCUAUCUGAAUACGCACGAAUGGCCCCUGUAUGUCUUUGAUGCCCUCGUCAUCUAUCCAUGUGUCGCCCUGUUUGUCUACUGGCAUCCAGCGAGAUACCUGCCUUACUUGGGAUUUCGAGUGCCCAAGGAGGCGAAUGGACUAUUCACUCUGCUCGCUUUGAGCAUUGUGAUGGCAAUAACAUCCUUUGUCGUCGGCUCAUUACCUCUCGCGUUUACGCUGUCCCCGUCUCAACUACGGUUAAUAUCUUCCAUUGGUAUGGGAGUGUUGGUGGGAACUUCUUUGAUCGUGAUUAUUCCGGAGGGCAUCGAGACCCUUUACAGCGCCAACGCUCUCAGUCGCAAGGAACUCAAUUCCCGGGCGACAACUGUCCAAUGGCACCAGGCACCCGCUGUGGCAGUCGCCUAUGCUCCCAAUGAGGCCCACACCAACCUUCCAUCCGAAUCCGUUGUCCCAAGUCUGCUCUUGGAGAGAGGAAAGACCGUGCCCACGAUCCGCAUCGACGAACCCGAGUCGCAACGCCUGCGUACCCGCAAGGACGAAUCGAAUGACAAAUCAAGCAAAGAAUCCGAGCACGAAAAUGAGGAGAGCUCACCACAUGCGUGGAUUGGAAUCGCUCUCAUCAGCGGGUUCAUCUUGAUGUACCUCGUCGACAAACUACCCGAGUUCGCAGCGCCCACCAAAAACGACCGGACCCCAUAUCACAUCUCUCUGGAUAACCUUGGAUCGGGAUUGCGCCGGGGCUCCUCGCCCUCUCGCGAGGGAGGUCUGCUGGAUGCAAGCCACGCCCGGCGCGGUCAUAGCUUCGCGACCACCACCGGUCUGGUGAUCCAUGCUGCGGCGGACGGAAUUGCCUUGGGCGCAUCCAGCUCCGAUACCGGGUUGAGCUUCAUUAUUUUCUUGGCGAUUAUGGUUCACAAGGCGCCCGCAUCCUUUGGCCUGACCUCUAUUCUGCUUAAACAGGGCCUCUCCAGCCGUACCGCCAGAGCGCAUCUACUGGUCUUCAGUCUUGCCGCUCCGCUGGGUGCCUUGGCUACUUUCCUCUUUGUACAGAUGAUGGGAUCUUCUACCGCCGACGAGGCAGGCACUCACUGGCGCACUGGAAUGCUCCUGCUUUUCUCCGGAGGCACUUUCUUGUACGUUGCUAUGCACACCAUGCAGGAAAAUGGGCCGGGAUCGUCGCCACGCGAAUUGCCCAUCAACGGAUAUGGCGACCGGGACCAAAGUGGAUCAGAUAAGUCGAUGAGAGACCUGAUUGCGUCUGUUUUGGGCAUGAUUCUGCCUCUGUUCUUGCAGAUCGGCCAUGCCCACUAA